CUAAGACAAAAUCUCGGAUUUAUCGGUUAUAAUUCUCGAUGAGGUACAAUUUUGGUCGCGUUGCUGUGAUUCUGAUUUUAUGCGUUCCAAUUUCUGCAUUCCCCAUUCUAUUGUUUAGAUCACCAUAGUCGUUUUAUUCCUGAUUCCGUAAGAAUGACUUUGUUUAUGGCGUUUGAAUUCAGUAUCACACCGUUGAAUCGAAACUGUGUUGGAAGAUUCUUGGCUUUCUCCGCACAUAACGAAUCAAACAGUACCCUCGUUCUAGUUCUUCAAUAUUUACGUCGUGUGAAUGUUGGUCGGUGCAACACUAGGGGGUGCUUUCCUCUCUAACAGACACAUUAGUUCCAAAUUUAUAUUAAUUUAGGAAUCAGUGCGAACUGUGCUUUUCCUAAUCCGAGUAAAAUAUGGCCACCAUGGGGAUACUGACCAAACAGCAUCUGCUAACCUACAUCUACCUUCUAGUUUACAUUACACUUUCAUCAGGAGUUAUUCUUUACAACAAGUGGGUCCUCUCUACAUUAUAUUUUAAUUUUCCAUUUCCAAUAACACUCACUAUGAUCCAUAUGGCUUUUUCUGGUGGUCUGGCCUUUUUGCUUGUCCGUGUUUUCAAGGUUGUGUCACCAAUUAAAAUGACCUUCAAUAUAUAUGCAACUUGUGUGGUCCCAAUAAGUGCAUUCUUUUCCGCUAGUCUGUGGUUUGGGAAUACUGCUUAUCUGUUCAUUUCUGUGGCCUUCAUCCAGAUGCUUAAAGCCCUCAUGCCAGUGGCAACAUUUCUUGUGGCUGUAACUUGUGGAACUGAGAAAUUGAGGUGUGAUGUAUUCUGGAACAUGGUGCUGGUCAGUGUUGGAGUUGUCAUUUCCUCCUAUGGAGAAAUUCAAUUUAAUGUGCUCGGCACAGUUUAUCAGGUCACAGGAAUAGUUGCUGAAGCUUUAAGGCUGGUAUUAACUCAAGUUCUUCUUCAGAAAAAGGGCUUGAAUCUAAACCCUAUUACCAGCUUGUAUUACAUAGCACCCUGCAGCUUUGUAUUUCUUUUCAUCCCGUGGUACAUCCUUGAGAAGCCUGAGAUGGAAGAUCCACAUAUGCAGUUUAACUUCUGGAUAUUUUUCUCAAAUGCUGUUUGUGCUUUCACAUUGAAUCUUUCCACAUUCUUAGUGAUUGGUAGAACUGGGGCAGUAACUAUUCGGGUGGCUGGUGUUUUGAAAGACUGGUUACUUAUCACUCUUUCCACUGUCUUGUUUCCUGAAUCAAAGAUUACUGGGCUUAAUAUUAUUGGCUACGCUAUUGCUUUAAUUGGUGUCGUUAUUUACAACUACCUUAAGCUCAGUGAUGUUCGCACGUCUCAACCUCAAAGUUCCCAAGAUGGAUCAACAAAGGAGCUGCAGACAGAGAAAAAAGCAGUUGUUGACUUGGACAACAGAGAGGAGACUUUAUGGAAUGAUUCAGUUUCUGAUACCAAUUUUGAUGAAGAAGUACCUUUAAUGGCUUCGUCACGAACAUCUCAUCUUGGAGUUGGACGAAAACCAGCUUAGCGGCAAUCUAGCUUAGAUGCUGUAAAGAACAUCUCAUAUUGGAAGAAAGCCAGCUUAGCAGCAACCUAGCAUUUAGAGACAGAGCAUACAGGAGAGGAACCAAAUCAAAGUAUGCCUUAAACUUUCUUCCCAAAAAAGAACAGAAACGCCACCUUCCAAAAGAAGAGGGAAAAACUAAAGGAGAAAGAAAACAGAGCGGAGGAAACACGCAUUCUUUUAGUUGGUUAGUUUCAUAUUUAAAAUAUAACCAGUAGUAAAUCAUUCUUGUAUAGGGCUUGACUUGAACAUGCAAUGAGGUUCUGUUUCUUCCAAAUGGACCUCUAUUAACUGAAAAACUAUUCUUGAGCUACCAUCUGUCUAUGCUAAUUUUAGUUAAAAUUUGAAAAUUAUAUGGUUCAACAUC
Molecule: messenger RNA, 1932 nt
Organism: Vigna unguiculata (cowpea)
Lineage: Eukaryota; Viridiplantae; Streptophyta; Magnoliopsida; Fabales; Fabaceae
Product: putative sugar phosphate/phosphate translocator At3g17430
Source: RefSeq, a predicted model, not a curated record